Molecule: messenger RNA, 1193 nt
Organism: Magnolia sinica
Lineage: Eukaryota; Viridiplantae; Streptophyta; Magnoliopsida; Magnoliales; Magnoliaceae
Exons: 4
Coding region: 117-941 (274 amino acids)
Biological process (GO): regulation of flower development
Cellular component (GO): nucleus
Molecular function (GO): protein binding
Source: RefSeq, a predicted model, not a curated record
AAGGAAGAGAAGAAAAAAAGGCAGUGUAGGAUACUUUGAUUUCUCUUCUUCCUUCUUUCAUUGCUGCAUUUUCUAGACUGUAGAGAGAGAGAGAGAGAGAGAGAGAGAGAGAGAGAAUGUAUGCAGAGGCGGGGCUUCUAUUUCCCUACUUUCAGAGCUUCUCCCAUGAAGUACAACACCUGGAAGAGUUCUGCCGCAUCCAGAAAACCAAUGCGAGGAGCAACCUAGUUCAGACCUCCACCGUUUCAGAGUAUGACCUGGGAGGGGAAGGAGAUCUGUUCAAAGCUCCGGAGCCCAUCAUAGAAGAACCCGAAGUGGGGCUUGAGUCGCUUGACCCCAUGACUGUUGCCAUUUCCAUGAUUUCCAGUGGCGAAGAUGUUAUCUCCCCAGAGACGAUGAAGGUUACAGGCAUUGAAUCAAUUCAAAGCAACCAUCUGUUAAGUGAGGUCUUCUAUGAGUGCAAGAAUGACCUUCUACGGAAAUCUACCUUCGAAGAAUCUUUUCCUGAGGUUUCAGAUGUGAAGGUUCCUGCUAUACAGAUGGAGGAGGAUUUGACUGCGGGUUUGACCUCUAAUGGGCCAAUGCAGAAAAGUAUUAGCUCUGGGUCUUUGAACUCAAUGAGACCGAGCUUUCUGGAUUUCCAGACAAUUGAUUUGGGAGCUGCUUUUGGGAUGAGGAGGGCAUUUAGUGAGGGUGAUAUUCAGACCCUUGGUAACCAUAACACAAGCCUCAUCCAUUCUCGCUUUGCUCGGGUGUUAGCCAUCAGCAAUUACCCAACUGAAGAACGCAAGCAGAAACUUUCUAGAUACAGAAAGAAGAAGACCAAGAGAAAUUUUGGCAGGAAAAUCAAGUAUGCUUGCAGGAAAGCAUUAGCUGACAAUCAACCUAGGGUUCGAGGGAGGUUUGCAAAAACUGAAGAUGCUGACAUCCUGUCCAAGUAGAACAAAUGUAAAUAUUUCACUUGAAAAGAAAAGGUAGGUUAUGAAGGCCGUAGUAAUAUGUUUGUGGGAGAAGUCACAAUUGUAAAAUCACUCUCUAAGACUUGGUAGGAGGAUAUCAGGUAUUUGCUAUAAGCCAAGAAACUGCUCUGUUGUAAUAAAUCUUCCUCUCCAUCUUUAGAUGGAAUGUAAAGUUAUGGUGUAAAAAAAGUAACGGUACCCAUAAAUGGGAGCUUGAAAAUCAUGUUGGCGUUA